UUGUUUUGUCUGUUGAUGUGGUUUUCAUUCGUUUAUUUUCCCGCGCCCUCCGACUUGUGUGGAAACUGUGAUAAUACCACCACACCUCAUACUUUUCCGAUCUCCGGCAAAUUCUCUCUCUACUUUCUCUCUCUUCUUCUCGACCAGAAAAAUAUGGGAGUCGUAGGAGAUGGAGAUGAAGGGGUGAGAAGGAGGGGGUGCUCAUGCACGAAAUCAGAUUUCAUCCCGGAGGAGUCGUUUCAGAGCAUGGGGAGCUACUUGAAGGCGCUAAGUGAGACUCCUAUGCGAUUUAAAGACCGGUUACUGGCUCGAUCCAUGGACUCAACCGAGAUCAAUGAGAUUAAGGCACGAAGUGAGCAUCAGAUGAAGAAGAACCUCACUUGGUGGGACCUUAUCUGGUUCGGGAUUGGGGCUGUUAUCGGUGCUGGAAUUUUCGUUCUUACUGGUCUCGAGGCUCAGUCCGUUGCAGGCCCUGCCGUUGUCUUGUCUUAUGUGGUUUCAGGAAUUUCAGCCAUGCUUUCUGUCUUCUGUUACACCGAAUUCGCCGUCGAAAUUCCCGUUGCAGGUGGGUCAUUUGCAUAUCUGAGGGUAGAGCUAGGUGACUUCAUGGCUUUCAUUGCAGCUGGAAACAUCCUUCUCGAGUAUGUAAUUGGUGGUGCUGCUGUUGCUCGUGCAUGGACGUCUUAUUUCGCCACUCUAUUGAACCACAAACCUGAGAACUUCCGGAUCAUAGCCCACAGCCUUCCUGAGGACUAUGGCCACCUUGACCCCAUUGCUGUUGUUGUUAUUGCCGUCAUUUGCGUCCUUGCUGUCCUUAGCACAAAGGGUUCAUCCCGCUUCAACUACAUUGCCUCCAUUAUCCACAUUGUUGUCAUUCUCUUUAUCAUCAUUGCUGGCCUUGUCAAUGCAGACACCAAGAAUUACAGGGACUUUGCUCCUUACGGUGCUCGCGGCGUCUUUAAUGCUUCAGCUGUUCUUUUCUUUGCUUAUGUUGGAUUUGAUGCUGUUUCCACCAUGGCUGAAGAGACCAAAGAUCCUGCUCGGGACAUACCAAUUGGUCUUGUGGGCUCAAUGGCUUUAACCACAUUGUUAUAUUGUCUGAUGGCCAUAACAUUGUGCCUCAUGGUUCCAUACAAGCAGAUCGAUCCAGAUGCUCCAUUUUCUGUGGCGUUUCAGUCUGUCGGUUGGGGUUGGGCUAAAUACAUUGUUUCAUUAGGUGCACUGAAAGGAAUGACGACAGUUCUGCUUGUUUCAGCAGUAGGUCAAGCCAGGUACCUCACACACAUUGCUCGUACCCAUAUGAUGCCUCCUUGGUUAGCUCACGUAAAUGCAAAGACUGGUACUCCAGUAAACGCCACCAUUGUCAUGCUCACUGCUACUGCUGUCAUUGCUUUCUUCACCAAGCUCGAAGUUCUCUCCAAUCUUCUCUCAAUCUCCACGCUGUUCAUCUUCAUGUUAGUAGCCUUGGCACUUCUCGUGCGCCGCUACUAUGUCAGUGGCGAAACAACAUCUGCAAAUCGCCUUAAACUCACAGUAUGCCUUGUAGUCAUUCUCGUUACUUCAAUUGCCAAUGCUGCAAUAUGGGGUGCCCAAGUGGAUGGCUGGAUUGGGUAUGCGAUUACAGUACCAAUAUGGUUCUUCGCAACACUAGGAAUCAGUGUUUUUGUUCCACAGGCAAGAGCUCCAAAACUAUGGGGGGUUCCACUAGUGCCAUGGUUGCCAUCUGCUUCAGUAUUCAUCAACAUAUUCCUUCUUGGAUCUAUUGACAGAGAUUCAUUUGUAAGGUUUGCUAUUUGGACUGGUAUUUUGCUGAUCUACUACUUCCUGUUCGGCCUGCAUGCCUCGUAUGAUACUGCUAAAGAAUCAGAGGCCAACAGAGGUCUAGAAGGCCUGCAGAAGAUGGAAGAAGGUGCUUAGCCUCGCUGUAAAGUUAACAGACAAAGUAAUUGUUUUACAAAUAGUAGCUGCUAGGAUUAUAGGUGUUUAAUUAGCUACAAUUAGGAGUUUCUCUUGUUAAUUACUAUUAUAUGUGUGCUCUUUUUAUUUUAAUUUUUUUUUUCAAUAUUAAUGUGUUUGUUGACAUAUAAAUAGAGUUCAAUUCUUUUUUUCAA
Molecule: messenger RNA, 2111 nt
Organism: Ricinus communis (castor bean)
Lineage: Eukaryota; Viridiplantae; Streptophyta; Magnoliopsida; Malpighiales; Euphorbiaceae
Product: cationic amino acid transporter 1
Exons: 3
Coding region: 16-1917 (633 amino acids)
Biological process (GO): amino acid transport; transmembrane transport
Cellular component (GO): plasma membrane
Molecular function (GO): L-lysine transmembrane transporter activity; L-glutamate transmembrane transporter activity
Source: RefSeq, a predicted model, not a curated record